Messenger RNA from Carassius carassius (crucian carp), 4042 nucleotides. Its product is annotated as tyrosine-protein kinase JAK1-like. Bases 153 to 3482 code for a protein of 1109 amino acids. Gene Ontology annotation, molecular function: cytokine receptor binding; ATP binding; non-membrane spanning protein tyrosine kinase activity. Gene Ontology annotation, biological process: tyrosine phosphorylation of STAT protein; cytokine-mediated signaling pathway; hemopoiesis. The record is from RefSeq and is a predicted model, not a curated record. Gene Ontology annotation, cellular component: cytoskeleton; membrane; cytosol. The transcript is spliced from 24 exons. NCBI's taxonomy places the organism in Eukaryota, Metazoa, Chordata, Actinopteri, Cypriniformes, Cyprinidae.
AAUCAGAUUCAGCGUGUUGGUCACGUAAUUUAUCAGAAUCUCAUCAUCAUUUUCCUCGGAAGCGGAUCUUGUCCAGAUGAUCUUUCGACGGAAAUGGUUGGAAUGGAAUAAUGCCGUGACCUCAUCAAUAAAGUGUUAAAAAAGAAGUAGUCAUGGCCUCAGUGAUAUUUCAGGGGCUCGAGAUACAUUUUUACCUGCCAGAGACACACCAGAUCAAUUAUCUCUCAGGAAGUUUCACAGCAGAGGUGCUGUGUGUUGAAGCGGCCAAGAAGUUGGGUAUAUCUCCACUGUGCAGCAGUUUGUUCGCCCUUUAUGAUGAAUUCAGCAAAAUCUGGUAUCCACCCAAUCACUCAUUCACUAUUGAUGAGACGACAAGAUUGAAGCUUUACUAUCGCAUGAGAUUCUAUUUCACAAACUGGCAUGGGAGCAGUAGGAAAUCUCUUCCAGUGUUCAGACACACUCUCAAGCGAGAAACGGGGCCUGUGGGCACAGCUGUUCUGGAUGUAGAUUCACUAACGUACCUCUACGCACAGAGUCAGUAUGACUUUCAGAGCGGUCUAGCACCGCUGCGAAGUGCACGUGAUGAGAAGGACGUCCAGCAGAUAGAAAAUGAAUGUUUGGGUAUGGCGGUGAUGGCCAUCUCCCAUGAUGCCAUUGAAAAAAAACGUCCUCCCUGUGAAUUUGAGUACAAGAAUUACAUCCCCAAGGUCCUGUACAAGUCCAUACGUCACAGGAAUGUUCUCACACGUCUGCGCAUCUCCAACAUCUUUAAAGCGUUCCUUGAGGAAUUCACCAAGAACACUGUGCAAGGCAAUGAGAUCAGUACCCAUGACCUGAAAGUCAAAUAUAUGUCCACUUUAGAAUCUCUAGCUAAACAUUUUGGCCAGGAGAUGUUUGAACCCUCCUCCCUCAUCAUACAUGAGAAUGAGCAAAUGAUCACAGACUCCUGCAGUGAAAAUGGUGUUCAUUACAAGAUCCUGGUGUCUGGCACCACUGGCAUUCAUUGGUGUAAAGUCCCCUGGGAGGCCAUUUCAAAUCCUUUUACCAAUCAGGAGAGACGAAAAUCAAAGAGAGAUAGUAAGAAACUGAGUAAAGCAGUAUCAUAUGAUGCAGAGGAGGACCAAUGGACACUUUUUUCAGACUUUAAUGAGAUAACGCAUCUUCUCAUCAAAAACUCCACCGUUACUAUCCACAAACAGGACAACAAAAACAUGGAGCUGAAGCUGGCAUCGCAUGAGGAGGCACUGUCCUUUGCCAGUCUUGUAGAUGGAUACUUUAGGCUCACAGUAGAUGCGCAUCAUUUCCUCUGCAGGGAUGUGGCUCCCGUCUCAGUGGAAAAGAAUCUACAAGACGGCUGCCAUGGUCCAAUCAAUACUGAAUAUGCAAUCCAUAAACUCAAGCAGGAAGGUUACGAGGAGGGCAUGUACCUUCUGCGCUGGAGCACUCAGGACUUCGAUCAUGUUCUCCUGACUAUCAUAUGCAAUGAGAGUGAUUGUCAUGGCAGCAUCAGAAAAACCUUUAAGAACUUCCAGAUUGAGGCGAGCGCACAGGGCUUCCUCCUGUCUGGGACAGUUAUUGAGAAGCCCACUCUGAGAGAGCUGAUGGACCACCUAUGCGGCCAUUUUUUCACAACAGACCACAUCAGCUUAAGACUUGAGCGUGGCUGUCCACCCCAACCAAAAGAACAAUCCAACCUUAUCAUGAUAACCAGGAAAGAUUCUGCAUUGCCACACUCUCUCUCCAAUAAUUUGGUCUUCCCUAGGAUCCUCAGAAAUGACAUUACCCAGGAGAAACACCUGGGCCAAGGCACCCGCACAAACAUCUAUGCUGGCAAGCUGAAUGUGAGAAAUGAGGAUGAUGACGGUUUGCCAGGCCAUGAGGUGGACGUGGUUCUGAAGGUGCUGGGAGCGGGAAAUUACAUUUCCGCCUUCCUGGACACAGUCAGUGUAAUGCAGCAGAUAUCUCAUAAACAUAUGGUUCUGAUGUAUGGCAUAUGUAUGCACAUCAUGGAUGUCAUUAUGGUGGAGGAGUUUGUUCAGCACGGCCCUCUGGAUCUGUUCAUGAGAAAUCAUCGCUCUGAACUCACGCCCUCCUGGAAGUUCCAAGUUGCGGAGCAGCUUUCCAGUGUCCUCAGUUAUUUGGAGGAUAAGAAGCUUGUCCAUGGGUAUGUCUGUGCUAAAAAUGUCCUUUUGAAGCUGGAUGGUCUGAAAGGACAAGGUGGUCCUUUCAUUAAACUGAGUGAUCCUGGACUAUCAAUCUCUGUGCUUAGCCAAGCUGAGUGUAUUGAUAGGAUCCCCUGGAUCGCUCCGGAGUGUGUUAAAAACCCCAAAGCACUAAGCAUUGCAGCAGACAAGUGGGGGUUUGGGACCACACUAUGGGAGAUCUGCUACAAUGGAGAGGUGCCUCUGCGUGAGAAGAAACUCUUAGAGAAAGAGCGAUUCUACGAGGUGUUCGGUACUCUGGUGACUCCCAGCAUCAGUAAACUGGCUGAUCUGAUCUCACAGUGCAUGAACUAUGACCCAAAGAAGAGGCCGUUCUUCAGAGCCAUAGUGAGAGAGCUGGACGAGAAGGACCUUCACCUUACAGAGACGAUUCCUCCACAGGAGACUGAUCCUACAGAUUUCAAGAGCAGGUUCCUCAAGAAAAUACGAAAACUUGGAGAGGGUAACUUUGGGAUGGUGGAACUGUGUCUGUACGAUCCUAAGGGAGAUCAGACAGGUGAACUGGUGGCCGUCAAAUCUCUGAAAACAGAAAAUGAGAGCAGCAACCUGAGGAAAGAAAUCAGCACCAUCAGAAACCUCUACCAUGAAAACAUUGUCAAAUACAAAGGCAUCUGCAGUGAUGAAGGAGGAGCAAACAUCAAACUCGUUAUGGAGUAUUUGCCUGCUGGCAGUCUGAAAGACUACUUGCCCCAUAACAAAUCCAAAAUCGAUCAGAAGAGACUGCUGCUUUAUGCUCUUCAGAUAUGUCAGGGUAUGGAGUACCUGGGAUCUCAGAACUACAUCCACAGGGAUCUGGCAGCAAGGAACAUCUUAGUGGAGAAUGAAUCCCUUGUGAAGAUCGGGGACUUUGGUCUGACUAAGAGCAUCAAAGAUGAUAAGGAAUAUUACAAAGUGACUGAAGAACAGGACAGUCCUGUGUACUGGUAUGCUCCAGAAUGUCUGAUUAAUCGGAAGUUCUAUAAGGCAUCUGAUGUUUGGUCAUUUGGGGUCACUCUUUAUGAAAUCAUGUCUUACUGUGACCGUGAGAACAGCCCUCCACAGGUAUUCCUGAAAUCGAUUGGCCGGUCUCAUGGGCAGAUGACCAUGGCCAGGCUGGUAGAUGCUCUUGAGAAAGGCUGGAGGAUGCCACGUACAGAUUCAUGCCCUGAAAUGGUAUACACUCAGAUACGCAGGUGCUGGAGUCACGCCCCAGAAAACAGAGUGGACUUCAAGAGCCUAAUCAAAGAGUUUGAGUUUUUCGUCACUAGAGAAAACAUCUAGCUUCCAUUCAUCCGAUCCACCUACAGAAUUCAGAUGCAUUUUCUAUUUGUAUGUGUCUUGUUUAUUAUACUAAGAAAAAUUAUGCACAUUACUUUCUCUUCAAAUCUUUGCCAUUUGAUCAUCUACCUCCAAAAACACGUAAAGGGUUAGUUCACCCAAAAAUUAAAAUUAGGCUGUGUUUUACUCUCCCCCCUCCCCCCCUGCUCUGAGGCAUCCUAGGUGUAUAUGACUUUCUUUUUCCUGACGAAUGCAGUCUGAGUUAUAUUGUACUUGAUCUUUCAAGCUCUCUCAUUGCAAUCAUGCAUUUUUGUAUGAAAAAUAUCCAUAUUUAAAACAUAUUAUAAAUGGAAGCAGUUCCAGGGCAAUUACGCAUAAGGUCAGCUUUGCGCAUGCACCGGUGAGUCUCAUGAAAAAAUAAAGAAGAAAGUCAUAUACACCUAGGAUGCCUCGGGGGUUAGUAAAAUGCAUCCUAUUUUUCAUUUUUGGGUGAACUAACCAUUAAACAUACUGCUUAGCACUCAACAAGUAUCAAGUAUUAAAAAGGUUCAUAAAAACAAAAA